UGCUCGUUUUCUUCAUCAGUUAAUGUUUGAGGAAGUGUAUGCAGAUCCAGGAACAAUGAUUUUGAAAGUAUCUCAAGUUAUUCCAUUGAUACUUUCUCUGAUGAAAUUCUCCACGACUACUGCCGCCACCGCUCAUGUGAUCGGCUGGCCCAAGGCAACACUCCCCGACCCUGAAGGCACCGUCAUCACCGGCAUCACCGUAAAGUACGACGAGCCUGACUUUCUUGGGGUCAACAAAUCGGUGGACGCCUACUUGGGGGUUCGCUACGCCGAGCCACCGGUCGGGGCACUUCGGUUCCAAGACCCGAAUCCGUACGCGUACAGAGGGAACUACAACGCGACGGAGGACCAAGAUAUGUGCCUGCAGAUGAUGGUUCUGGACUAUCUAACAGAUCUACCAGGGAAUCCGAUUGAGGGGCGUGAUAUGGGAGAGGAUUGCCUCUUCUUAAGUAUUUACACUCCGUCUCCGAAGGUGAGUAAAAACGUCAGGGCCCCCGUGAUGGUUUGGAUACAUGGUGGAGGUUAUUUGAUAGGAUCGGGUUCGUCCCAUUCCUACGAUGGCGUUCCAUUGGUCGCCAUGUCCGACAUCAUCGUGGUCGCCGUCAACUACCGCCUCGGCGUCUUUGGUUUCCUGACGACGGGAGACGACGUAGCGCCUGGAAAUAUGGGUAUGAAAGACCAAAUAAUGGCGCUCAAAUGGGUGCAAGAAAAUAUAGAAGCUUUUGGAGGUGACCCAGGAAGGGUGACGAUCGCUGGGCAAAGCGCAGGAGGGGCAAGCGUGAGUCUUCACAUGCUGUCUCCGCUUUCAGAGGGCCUUUUCCACCGUGCCAUCAUGCAGAGUGGCAACGCAAUAUGUCCAUUUGCAUGGAGUCCUAUGGACGUAUGUGUUGAAGAUGCUCACGAGUUUGCAGCAUCCCUCAACUGUACUACACACAGUAGUCGGCUGAUGUUAAAGUGUCUACAGGAGGUUAACGCUGAUGUGCUCUUACAGGAACAACGGUAUGGAAGUGGUUACUUUGCGAAACCGGUUGUCGACGGUCAUUUCUUGCCGGACAAUCCGAUUGAGAUGGUAAAGAGACACCGGUUCCAGAACCUCCCAACCCUGAUAGGAACGAAUGAAGACGAAGGUUCAAAUAACGCCAUGUACCAGUUCUUCCCCGGUUCCCUCUUCUCGAAACCGUCAAUGAAUAUAUCCGAAUUUCGUAGCAUCUUGCCGCGGAACCUUUGGUAUGCUAAAGACCCGGUGGAGGUUACUGCGGUCGAGCAAUGGUACGUCGACUGGUCCAUCGCCGACAACGAAACCGCGGAUCAGUUCGACGCCUUGAUCCGGCUCGGGACCGACCAAGCGUUCGCAUGCCCCACGGAGUACCUUGUGCGUGGACUGCAGUCAGCGGGCGUUGAGGUGUACCGCUAUGAGAUGACCCAUGACCCAUCCUGGUCAUUGUUUGGGGGCGUACCCAAGUGGAUGGGGGCGGCUCAUGGGGAAGAUAUACAGUAUGUGUUUGCCUGGGACUUGAACCCGUCGUUCGAACGUGUCGUGGGACAGACAGACGAGGAGAAAUUCAUGUCCAUUGAGUUCAUGAGAUACUGGUCAAACUUCGUUAAAUCCGGCAACCCAAAUGAACCGAUAGGGAGCAGGGAUUACCCCGAAUGGCCGAAGUACACCAUGCCCGACCAAGAAUACAAGCAGUUGUCAUUGAACAUGACCAACGGACGGGCGAUGAGGGCGUCAUCGUGUUCUUUCUGGUUGAACCAUUGGCCGGACCUUCAUUACCUAGCAGCCCCUCCUGAUGAACUGUAUUCAGACUGGCAGGAUCAGUACGCAAGAUGGCGGGACACAGAUAUGAAUGACUGGACGAGUGAAUUCGAAAAGUACAAGGAAAACCAAUGCCCUGAUGCUAGCCCUUAA
Molecule: messenger RNA, 1909 nt
Organism: Strongylocentrotus purpuratus (purple sea urchin)
Lineage: Eukaryota; Metazoa; Echinodermata; Echinoidea; Camarodonta; Strongylocentrotidae
Product: cholinesterase 1-like
Exons: 8
Coding region: 23-1909 (628 amino acids)
Molecular function (GO): cholinesterase activity
Source: RefSeq, a predicted model, not a curated record